AUGUCGUCGCCCAUGGCCCUCUCGCGCCCGGUCCUCCGCCAGUCCGGUGCCCUCCGCAUGGCUGCCCGCCGCUUCGAGUCGACCACCACGGCCAAGGCCACCGAGGGCGCCAAGGACGCUGCCUCCAAGGCCUCGUCCACCGCCUCCCAGUACGCCUCCAAGGCCCAGGAGGGCCUGUCCAAGGUCACCUCGUCCGCCGGUCCCGCCAUCUCGGGCGCCGCCAAGGGCCUCGCGACCUCGCUGAGCAAGGUCGGCGGCCGGACGGGAAGGCUGGUCGCCUUUGUCGAGAAGCAAGUCCCCCACGUCGUCUACUACUCCAAGGUCGGCGCCGAGGUCGCCAAGAUCGUCUUCCGUGGCCAGAAGAUGUCUCCCCCAUCCCUCCAGACCUUCCAGAGCUACUGGCAGAACGCAUGGAAGCAGGUCCGGAACCCCAGCGCGCUCCUCCAGACUGCAUCUCAGACCGCAUCCAAAGCUACCCAGCAGCCCGCCUCCAUCAUCGAAAAGGCCCGGAAUGUCAGCCGUGCUCAGCUCGUCGCCGGCGGCGUCGUCGCUGCCGAGUGCCUGGGUUUCUUCACCAUCGGUGAGAUGAUCGGACGUUUCAAGGUUAUCGGCUACCACGGCGAGAACGCUGCCGCUCACCACUAA
Molecule: messenger RNA, 645 nt
Organism: Neoarthrinium moseri
Lineage: Eukaryota; Fungi; Ascomycota; Sordariomycetes; Amphisphaeriales; Apiosporaceae
Exons: 3
Coding region: 1-645 (214 amino acids)
Biological process (GO): proton motive force-driven ATP synthesis
Molecular function (GO): proton transmembrane transporter activity
Source: RefSeq, a predicted model, not a curated record